AUGGUCAUCCUUCAAAAGGGAGAUUAUGUCUGGAUCGAUUCGGGCAUCGGGGUGCCCAUUGGAGCCCAGGUCAAGCUGUCUGAAAGGGGGGACCUUCAGCUGCUUGAUGAUGAGGGAAAGGAGCACAAGCUCACAAAAAAGCUGGAGAGCACCCUGAAGACCAUGCAUCCCACCUCCAUCAAUGGGGUCGAUGACAUGAUCCGACUAGGGGACCUGAACGAGGCGGGGCUCCUCCGGAACCUGCUGGUGCGACACAAAGAGGGCACCAUCUAUACAUACACUGGCUCUAUUCUGGUGGCAGUGAACCCGUACCAACUGUUGCCCCUGUAUACGCCGGAGCAGGUGCACUUGUACACGGACCGUCGGCUGGGCGAGCUGCCGCCGCACGUGUUCGCUGUGGCCGACAGCUGUUUCUUCAACAUGCGCCGCAACCGUAAAGACCAGUGCUGUGUCAUAAGUGGGGAGUCGGGAGCUGGAAAGACAGAGAGCACCAAGCUGAUGCUGCAGUUCCUGGCAGCUGUCAGUGGCCAGCGCUCCUGGAUUGAGCAGCAGGUUCUGGAGGCCAACCCCAUACUAGAGGCCUUUGGGAAUGCAAAGACUGUCCGUAAUGAUAACUCCAGUCGGUUUGGAAAAUACAUCGACAUCAGCUUUACUAAGGGAGGAGCUAUUGAGAGCGCCAGCGUUGAGCAGUACCUGUUGGAGAAGUCCAGAGUCUGUCACCAGGCUGCGGAUGAGCGGAACUACCACAUCUUCUACUGCAUGCUGCUGGGCAUGUCAGCUGAUCAGAAGAAGAUCCUGUCUCUUGGAACAGCCGCCGAAUACAACUACCUGACCAUGGGUAAAUGCACUUCCUGUGAGGGCAGGGAUGACAUACAAGAGUACGCUCACUUUCGUUCGGCCAUGAAGAUCCUCACCUUCACAGAGAAUGACUCCUGGGAGAUCAACAAGCUCUUGGCUGCCAUAUUGCACCUGGGCAAUGUGGACUUUGAAGCUACCAUCCUAAAUAACUUGGAGAGCUGUGAUAUCAAUUCAUCGGCUCAUUUCACCAUGGUUGCCAAGCUGCUGGAGGUUGAUACUAAGUCUCUGGAUGUGGCGCUGACUCAAAGGUCCUUUAUGACCAACAGGGAGAGCGUCUCUAAGCCACUGAACUCACAGCAGGCUCUGGCUGGCCGGGAUGCGUUUGUGAAGGCAAUCUAUGGGAAGAUGUUUAUAUGGGUUGUGGAGAAGAUUAACAGUGCCAUUUCCAAGCCCAUUCCAGAGGACAAACCUACAUCCAUUGGCCUCUUGGACAUUUUUGGUUUUGAGAACUUCACCCUGAACAGCUUUGAGCAGCUGUGCAUCAACUUUGCCAAUGAGCAGCUGCAGCAGUUCUUUGUGAAGCACGUCUUCAAGCUGGAGCAGGAGGAGUACGCCCGUGAAAACAUCAACUGGACGCUCAUCGAAUACAACGACAACCAGCGCACACUGGACGUCCUGGCCAACAAGUCCCUCAAUGUCCUGGCACUGAUCGACGAAGAGAGUCAUUUCCCUAAGGGCACAGACACCACCUUGCUGAGUAAGCUAAACCAAAUGCAUGGAAAGAGCAACAUCUACAUCUCUCCAAAGAACAACCACGAUACAAAGUUUGGGAUCCAACAUUUCGCUGGGGUUGUAUACUACGACUCAAAAGGCUUCCUGGAGAAGAACAGGGAUGCCCUGAGCUCUGACCUCAUCCAGCUGGUUGAGAAGUCCAGCAACAAGCUCCUGAAGGACAUCUUCCGCCGCGACCUCUCGCAAACAGCAGACAAUAAGAAGCGAGUGCCAACUCUGUGUGGUCAGUUCCGCCAGUCUCUGGAUGCCUUGAUGAAGACACUGAUGGCCUGCCAGCCCUACUUUAUCCGCUGCAUCAAGCCUAACGACUUCAAAAAACCCAUGCUGUUUGACAGGGAGCUGUGCAUGAGACAGCUGCGCUACUCGGGCAUGAUGGAGACCAUCCGCAUCCGCAAGGCUGGCUACCCCAUACGCCACACUUUCCAGGAGUUCCUCGACCGCUACCGCGUGCUGCUCAACAGCGCAGAGUGUGACCCCAAAACUGAGACGGCCCAAGAGUGCAGCAAAUGGAUCUGUAACCACAUCUUGACUGGUAAAGAUGACUGGAAGGUUGGAAAGGCCAAGAUCUUUCUGAAGGACGUCCAUGACACUGAUCUGGAGCUGGCGAGAGACUAUGCCCUGCACUACAAAGCCCUCAUCAUCCAGAGAGUCCUAAGGGGCUACAAGUACAGGAGGAACUUUCUACGGAAGAGGGCCGCUGCUCUGGUCCUACAGAAGUACUGGCGUGGCCACAAAGGCCGCAAGAAGUUCAGAGUGGUGCGCCUGGGCUUUUCGCGGCUGCAGGCUCAGGUGCGCAGCAGGCAGAUGCGCGCCCAUUACGAGCGGAAGCGCAACGCCGCUCUGGUCAUCCAAAAGCACAUCCGCGGAUUCGGCGUCCGCCGGGAGUAUGAGCGGCAGCGGGCAGCCGUCAUCGUCCUGCAGGCACACACCCGGGGCAUGCUGGCCCGCAAGGCUGUCAAGAAGAGGAAGAGGGAUGCCCACUUGUCGGCACAGGAUAGAAGGAAUGAGGAGCUGGCUGCCAGGGAGCGACAGAGACGAUUGGAGGACAUUCUGCGGCACAAGCGAGAGCAAGAGGCCGCCCAAUUACAAUCCUUCAAUGAGAAUGACCAGACAAUGGACGAGGCAAUGGAUGACAUCUUUGGUUUCCUGCCCCCUAUGGUGGGAGGGCAAGAGGGCAAAGCCCCUGUACCAUUUAAGGACCUCGAGGGGCAGCGCGUAGCGCUGGAGGAGAUCGACCUGGACGAGACUCCCAUCGCGGAGGACCUGCCCGAGGAGGACUACGACGACGACCUGGACGAGUAUUCCUUCUCCAAGUUCGCCGCCAUGUACUUCCAGGGCGCUGCCACAGCCACACACAUCCGCCGGAGGCUAAAUCAGCCCCUGCUCUACCACGACGAAGAGGGAGACGUGCUGGCUGCUAAGACGGUGUGGUGGCUCAUUCUGAGGUUCAUGGGGGAUCUCCCAGAGCCCAAGGCCCGUCAGCAGGCCCGCAGAAACGGGCCCCUGGAUGCUGGACUCUCACUGCAAUCAGAUUUAGCCGAGAGACAGAACAGACGCCUCAGUCACAUGAUUGGCAUGAACCAGAGGGCGGUAAAUGCAAACUUGCGAAAGAUCUCCACGGCGCCUGUGGAGAACGCCAGAAAGGGUUCCAUGUUCACCAACCUGAUCUCCCGCCGCAAGGACUCCUCCAUGCCCGAGGAGGUCAUUCUCAGCCGCAAAGGUUCCUCCCUUCCCGAGGAGCCCAAAGCCAGAAAGGGCUCCAUGUUCACCGACAUGCUCAGCAAGAACCGCAAGGUCUCCACCGCCCCCGAGCAGGGCGGCCCCAACAGAAAGGUCUCCGCCGCGCCAAACUUGAGUCGCCGAAAGCCAUCCAUGAUCUCAGAGGAGGCUGAGGAUGAGGUGGACAGCAACCCCGCAACCAGGACCAAAACCCGCACGUUGCAGACGCUAAGCGAGGAGGACAUGGUGGGCGGUGAGGGUUUCUCCCUUGAUCGACCCCUGACAUCCUUGGAGAAGCUCCACCUCAUCGUGGGUUAUGGCAUUGUCAGGCGCGAUCUCAGGGAUGAGAUCUACUGUCAGAUCUGCAAGCAGCUUCAGGAGAAUGCCAUCCGCAGCAGCUUCUACCGAGGCUGGAUCCUGCUGUCGCUCUGCCUGGGCAUCUUCCCCCCAACUGAGCGCUUUAUCAAGUACCUUCAAAACUUCAUCCGCUCUGGGCCCAAGGAAUAUGCCCCCUAUUGCGCUGAGAGGCUCAGGAGGACCAUGGCCAAUGGCGUGCGAGGAGAGCCACCCAGCUGGCUGGAGCUGCAGGCAACCAAAGCCAAGAAGCCCAUGGCCAUUUCGAUCACCCUCAUGGAUGGCCGCAUCCUCAACAUGCCCGUAGACUCUGCCACCACAUCUGUGGAGAUCUGCAAAACACUCUCCAAGAAGCUGAAACUCUACGACAUCUUUGGCUUCUCUCUCUACAUGGCACUGUACGACAAGGUGUGGUCGCUGGGCAACGCUCGCGACCACUUGAUGGACGCCAUCUCUCAGUGUGAGCAGGAAGUGAAGCGGAAGGGCGGGCAGGAGCAGCACGCCCCCUGGCGUCUGUACUUCCGCAAGGAGGUCUUCACCCCGUGGCACGACUGCUCCGAGGACGCCAUCAGCACCGACCUCAUCUACAGACAAGUCAUCCGUGGCCUCAAGUUUAGAGAGUACCAGUGCGAUAAGGAGGACGAUUUAAUCCAGCUGGCAGCGAAGCACUUCUUUGUGCAGCAUGGCGCGGACACCAGCAUGGAGAAGGCCAAGAGUGUGGUGGAGGAGUGCAUCAACUCCACCCUGCUGGAGGCCAAGACGGAGGAGAAGUGGGUCCAGAUGGUCAGUGCGGCACACAUGGAGGGGCCAUAUAUAAACUCUAAAAAGAGGGCUCCUGUGGUGAGGGCAGAGGUGGUGGACUAUGCCAAACAGAAGUGGCCCUUGUUGUUCUCCAAAUACUUUGAGGUGGUCAGAUUCUCAGGACAAGAUCUACCCAAAAAUAAAUUCAUCCUGGCCAUAAACUGGACGGGCAUAACAUUCCUGGAUGACAAGGAGAAAAAGGUUCUGCAGCUGACCUACCCUGAGGUCACCGGGGUCAACACCAUGAGGGAAGGAAAGGGCUUUGGUCAGUCUGUGUGUCUCCUGACCUUGAAAGGUGACUUUAUGCUGAAUGCAAUCAAUGCUGCAGACAUAGCAGAGGUGGUCACCAUGUUUUUGGGUGGCCUUAGAGAACGCUCACAGUAUGCAGUCACCCUGCAGGAGUCUGUUAAACAAGAGGACACCACCUUCCUCAGCUUCAAGAAGGGGGAGCUCAUCCUCCUCAUCAAAGAUGACGAGUUCUCACCAGAGCGGGGAUGGUACAAGGGCAAGAAUGAUAAGACGGGCCAGAUUGGCGCAGUGCCAUCUGAUGCCAUCCUGGUUCUGCCCACGCUUACCAAGCCCACUAAUGAGAUCAUAAGCUUGAUAACACUGUCCCCAGAUCAGAGGAAGAACGCGAUCAAUGCCACUCUCAGGGGCACUAGCACGGAGAGACUGGCUCUAUUCACACUCAAAGAGUACUCCCUCCAGUACUUCAGGCCACCGACUACGGAUGUGAACAAGCAGGUGAUGUCUAAGGGCGCUGCCCCUGAGAGGCUGUGGGUGAACUCCAGGGAGCCCAUCAGACAGGCGCUGCUGAAGAAACUGCUUGGCAACCCAGAGCCCAGCCACCGUGCCUGCCAGGCUUUCACUGCUAUCCUGAAGUACAUGGGCGACUACCCCACCAGACAGCAGCAGAGCCCUCUGGAACUCACCGACAUCAUCUUCGGAGGGGCCACCAAGCACGAGGAGCUGCGGGACGAGAUCUACUGCCAAAUCAUGAAGCAGAUGACCAGCAACAACAACAGGUACGCCGUGGAGCACGGCUGGCAUCUCCUGUGGCUGUGCUGUGGCCUCUUCCCCCCCAGCAACAUUCUGUUCAAACACGCCCAGCGCUUCCUGGAGACGCGCCGCAGAGACCCAAUGGCCACCGAAUGCCUGCAGAGACUGCAGGCCUCACUGAGGGCAGAGCCCAGGAAGUUCCCUCCACACCAGGUGGAGCUAGAUGCAGUCCAGCAGAGCAGCUUCCAAAUUUUACACAAGGUCAACUUCCCCAACGACUCCUCAGCGAUCUUUGAAGUGGGCCCCCACACCAAGAUCAAGGACCUGACCCGUACAAUCGCCACCAAACUGGAGCUGAUGUCGGCAGAGGGCUUCAACAUGUUCAUAAAAACCCCUGACAAGGUCCUCAGCUUGAACGACACCGACUACUUCUUCGACAGCCUGAGACAGAUCACAGAUUAUUCCAAGACGGCAAAGAGGGUCAGAGAAGGUGCAGCACCAGUGAAUGUGCAGUAUCAGGUGUUCUUCAUGAGGAAGCUGUGGUUCAAUGUUGUCCCUGGGAGAGACCUGGAGGCCGACGUCAUUUUCCACUUCCCUCAGGAGCUCCCUAAGUACCUGAGAGGCUACCACCAAACCGCCAAGGAGGACCUGAUACGCCUGGCCGGCCUGCUGUUCAGGGUGAAGGCUGAUACUGACCAGAGCCAGCUUCUCAUGAUCCCCAAGAUGCUGAAGGAGCUGGUGCCCCACGACAUGCUCAAGGCCUUGUCUGCUGAUGAAUGGAAGAAGCAAAUUACAUUAUCUUACAACAAGCAAGCUGCCAUGACUGUUGAGGAUGCAGCAGUGGCGUUCCUCAAGGUGAUCGCCAAAUGGACCACGUUCGGCUGUGCUUUCUUUGAAGUUAAGCAAACAUCUGAACCCAAAUACCCCGAUAUUGUGAGGCUGGCCAUUGGCAGACAAGGCGUCAUCGUCAUGCACCCUAAAACUAAGGAGAUUCUGGCUUCACACCCUUACAACAAGAUUGCCAACUGGCGCAGUGGAAGCACAUACUUCCACAUGACAGUGGGCAGUCUAGUGGGGGGGAACAAGCUCCUCUGUGAAACAUCUCUGGGCUAUAAAAUUGAUGACCUCAUCACAUCGUAUGUGAACAUGUAUUUGAACGAGACCAAAGCAGCUUCACGCCAACGGAACCAGCGCUACCGCUAAGGCCAACUGGGACCCAUAUGUGCCUCAGAAUGAAAAUACACACACGCAUACACACACACAUACACACACGCAUACACACACACACACACACACACACACACAUACAUAAUACACAAUACACAUAAAUAGCAUAAAUAACAGACUGUUUCAAUUGUCAGCUUUUUUAGAUUAAGUAUCAAGUGCAUAUACAUUGAUUAUGAAAUACUUAAAUCCGGUGCCAAAAUAAAUUAAAAGCAUUUGAGGGACUUUUGAAGUGAUUCCUUGGCCAGUCAUGUAUUGUUGAAAUAAAUCUCACUGUGUUUCAAAAUGUAUGCAUUGAAAAUAAGCAUGUCAAAAUGAACGUGUGUCUAAGACAAGACUUCAGAAAGCUAUCAUAACUUAUUUAUAACCCAGGACUUUUAAAUCAAUCACAGUUGAUUUCCUUGUCUAAGUUGUCCUUUCUGCCUGCCAAACUUUGUACCUUUCUGUCUGUGUUUUGCCUUGUUAAAUUCACGCAAGGGCGUAGUGUGUAAUGCCUAGGUUAUGGGAUUACACACUUAAUGAAUUUAUUGUUUUCAGAAGA
Sardina pilchardus (European sardine) is the source of this 7228-nucleotide messenger RNA. RefSeq names its product unconventional myosin-VIIb (gene myo7ba). Lineage: Eukaryota; Metazoa; Chordata; Actinopteri; Clupeiformes; Clupeidae. The coding region runs from base 1 to 6666 and encodes 2221 amino acids. The record is from RefSeq and is a predicted model, not a curated record. Gene Ontology annotation, molecular function: ATP binding; cytoskeletal motor activity; protein binding. The transcript has 47 exons. Gene Ontology annotation, cellular component: cytoskeleton; myosin complex.